Molecule: messenger RNA, 1167 nt
Organism: Hippocampus comes (tiger tail seahorse)
Lineage: Eukaryota; Metazoa; Chordata; Actinopteri; Syngnathiformes; Syngnathidae
Product: protein FAM104A
Exons: 3
Coding region: 508-846 (112 amino acids)
Source: RefSeq, a predicted model, not a curated record
AAGGUCUCCGCGCAGGCGCAGUGUGAUGUAAACACAAACGCAGCGGCUGGCCAUGGUUGCGAACGACGUGUAUUAGCUUGUUGGAUUUCAACACGAAAAGCUUUUUAGUUCGAUCUCGUUCUUCAGAUGUGUGGAUAUUAAAACGCUGCGAAGAAAGGCAUUUAAAACGUGUUUUAACAUAUUCACUUUAGGUGGCUACUUUUCGCUUAUCAGCGCAAAGGCUAACGUUGUUAGCUUGUGAGUGACGAAGACGAAAAAGAGCUUGUGAUACACUAUUUAGCCAUUACGUGAUGUAAAAUAUCAGCGAAUUUGCAUAUGCACACCGAUAUAUAUAUAUAUACUUUAUUGUUUCUCUCUCGUAGCAAUGGCUAAUUUCAUCACCUAAAACCCAAUUGGGGAUCCAGAUAGAUAAACUGACAAAUGCAAGCUAACUGCUAGCGAAGUUAUAGGACAGAGACGGAGAUCCUCAAAGGAAUUCAUUGACUUUGAUGCAUUUAUGGUCAUCACAUGUUGACUGAAAGCAGGAAAAGGCAGCACAGUGGUGGUGAUGAGAGCGGCCACCUGGUUCCUCAAGCCAAACGGCCGAACCAAUCUCACCCGCUCUCCCCCGAGCCGGGACGGGAUGCCUGGGAUUCAGAGUGGUCCAACAGCUCCAGCAGCAGCAGUCUGGAGCACACGUCGGGCUGCUCCAGCGGCAGCCGCUGCGCUGUGGGACCUUGUAGCCCCCUCAGCUGCGGUGACUCGUGCGACCCGCCCGCCUGCUAUCUGCACAUCAACCGCAUCCUGAGGGAGGCGCAUUUCCAGAGCCUGCAAAGCCGCUGCCAAACGCGAGAGACGCGGCUGUGACCUCGCGAUAUUUCCUGAUCAGAUAUCAGGGAGGGAAAAGAAUCAGCAAUAAUUUAAGAACCGGGACCAAACUCAUGCUAAAAUUGGACUGCCAAAAUGACAAGUUUAGGACUUUGACUCGUUUACGAUUUUGGGGUGGUUCUGAAGUCUCAGGGAGGUCGUGGUUGAGAACUUUUCUGUCCUUUCUCCAUUGUAGUUAGGUCCAAAACACUGAUGGAAAGUCCCAAGUUGCACCUUUCAUAGCGGCUUCUUUUAACUUCUUCUUCCUGUUCGGUGAAGAAAACGACUACUAAACAAGUAAAAAUGCUCAUUGCAGCCCUU